AUGUCCUUAUCCCGAAGCUCCUCAAGUUCCUCUCGACGAGGGCGGCAAGGGGCGGUCUCUAUCUCUCGCCAUGUUCCAGACAGCUCCGUGAGCCCCACACGCACUGCAGCGUCGCCCAGUCGCGAUGCCUCGCCAAAUGGCGGAUCCACGACGGUCAACUCGCUGUAUCACUUGCAAUCUUCCAAUAUGAAGAAAGAGCAGCUCGAUCAGUCUCACGAUGACGCGCCACCUGGCGUUACGUUUGCAGAUGGAAACGAUGGAACGAUCAGAAGGUCUCCUGAUGCGGUGGAGGACGCUGUGGGCAGCCAGCUCGAAGAUGGUGCCAACGAUGUCAAGACAGAAUCAUCAGAUGUCGGACUUCCAGCCCGCAAGAAGCGCAACCCGCACCUCGUCAGCUUCGAGGUGAGUCUCACUUCAAUGAGCGGGCACGCUCGACUUAGACGAGCGAUGUAAUGUCCAAUGCUGCAUGUAAGCUGCUGAUUGCCUGUCGGACAUUCUUGACCUUUAGUAUCUCGACAAGGAAGAUCCGAGGAACCUUGGUAUAUGGCGGAAAUGGUCUAUCCUAGGCAUUGCAUUUGCGCUGGAGACAUGGGCAAACGUCGGUGAGUACUGCGAUCGCGCAAGUUGAGCGAUGUGCUGAGUGUGUGAGCUGAAGCCGACUCACCUACUCGUCCGCCGCAUAGCCUCCUCAAUGGUCGCUCCUGGAAUCGAAGGGAUGGCUGGCGAUCUCAACGUUUCGGUCACCAAGGCUCGCGUCACGCAAGCGGUCUUUCUGUACGGCUUCGCUGUCGGCGCUGUGGUGACCACACCCGUCUCGGAAGACUAUGGACGUCGGCCGACAGUCUUUGGAUUUUCUCUUCUCCUGGCCAUCUUUCAGAUCCCGUGUGCCUUGGCGCCCAACUUUGCCACUGUGGUCGCAUUCCGACUCUUGUCCGGCUUCGUGGCAAGCGUGGCAUUCACCUCGGUUGGUGUGAUCAACGACUUGUUCGAGGCAGACAAUCAAGGCUGGGCUGUCAACACGUUUGCCAUAUCUGCCGAAGCAGGGGCAGUCAUUGGGCCAGUGAUUGGCGGCUACUUGUUCGAGGCUGCUGGAUGGAGAUGGAUCUUUGGCCUGCUGGGUCUGGUACAGGCUCUCCUGAUCGUCCUAUACUUUUUCGGCGUCCCAGAGACGAGAGCGGGAAUCAUCCUCGCCAAGCGCGCCAAGCGCAAACGGUCAGAGACGGGUGACGACCGAUGGUUUGCCAAGCAUGAAGAGGACAGGAAAGCACACACGGCCGCUGUUCUCAUUAGGGAGACCGUCACCAGACCCUUGUUCAUGCUGUUCACCGAGCCCAUCGUAUUCUGGUUCGCCCUAUUUGAUGGAUUCAAGUGAGUGCACAGAAGCCGAGAGGUAUUGGCGCACAUAAGCUGACGGCGAUGCAUUCGCUGUCCUUUGCAGCUACGCCAUCGUAUACCUCUUUCUCGAGGCAUUCGCACUCAUCUACGGCCAGUACAAUUUCAGCAUUGGCGCCCAAGGCUUGCCGUUCCUGGGAGUUCUGAUUGGAUUCCUAAUAGCCUACUUUGGAUACCCAACACAGAUGGCGUACGAGCGUCGUUCGCGCUCCCGCAACAAUGGAGUCUUGCUGCCCGAAGCGCGUCUAGCUUGGAGUCUUCCAGGAGGUGUGCUCUUUGCCGGGUCGCUGUUCUGGUUUGCAUGGACCAGCAUACCGUCGAUUCAUUGGAUUGUGCCGACGCUAGCAGCGGGUCUAUUUGGCGUAUCCAGUCACAUCAUCUUCAUCGCGGUCUCGGAUUACACCAUCGAUGCGUACGGUCCCUUUGCAGCCUCGGCCGUCGGAGCGCAGAGCCUUUUGAGAGAGAUCCUUUCCGGAAGCGUUACUCUGGUGGCUGAGCCCAUGUACCACAACCUGGGCUACCAAUGGGCAUCCUCUCUUUUGGGUUUCAUCGCUGUCCUCUUGGCUUUUGUGCCUCCCAUCCUGUUUUGGUUCGGAUCCAACAUCCGCAAGCGGUCCAGCUUCGCUCAAGAGAUUGCUGCAGCAGAAGAACACGCCAAAAGGGAAGCUCACAUUGCCAAGAUGGUCUACACUAGAAGCUUGUCCAUCGCCCCUCAAGCAUGA
Ceraceosorus bombacis is the source of this 2114-nucleotide messenger RNA. Lineage: Eukaryota; Fungi; Basidiomycota; Exobasidiomycetes; Ceraceosorales; Ceraceosoraceae. The record is from the annotation of a GenBank genome assembly.